AUGCAACCCAGCUGCCCAACCUCCAUAGGGCGGGCGGCAUGGGACGGCAGUGGGCGGCGGGGGUGGGAGCUGCUGCUGGCAGAUGUGGUGGAUGGCGCCAAUAACCGGUCGCAUUUAUUUCUGGUGCGGUACCGGCAGGCGAGAGUGGGGGACGAGGAGUGGGAGGCGCUGCAGGUGGGGGCGGCCAAGUCAUUUGCGUGGGAGGAUGGCCGCGGGCUGCGCCUGCAGGAGCUCAUGGUGGACGGCGCGCACUCCUCCACGGCGUGCCGCAUGGCCAUCGACGACCCCAUCGUGCUCGAGCCCGCCACUAAUGCCUCUCGCCGCCCCGUGGCGCCGCUGCUCGUAACCGUCGUCAGAGAGCCCGCUCCGUCGGGUGGGGGGUGUGUGAUGCGUGUGUGCCUGCACGACCGGCGCCCCUCCGACCCCUCCCUUGUCCACCUCGUCAUCUCCCUCACGCCAUCCUCCCUCCUCACCGCGCCUCCCCCCGCCCUCACGGUGGGGAGCGAGGGGUCCAGCGCGGUGGCGACAGCAGAGGGGGCGGGGUGCGGAGGGGAGCGGCAGGUGGUGGUGGUGGUGGAGGUGGAGGAGUGUGGUGUGUCGGUGGUGGACGCCACCCCCGAGGAGCUGCUCUACAUCUCUAUGACCGGCGCCCUCCUCUCCUUCGACUCCACCUCUCCCUCCUCUGCACGCCCAGGCACCUCGGGGGGAAGUGGGUCGGGUGGGGUGAGCCGGGUGAAGCUGCAGUUACCGAGUGCCGCCUGGCUGGUGAACAUCCACGAGCCAAUCAUCUGGCGUCUCGCUGACAUGGUCAAGCGCCUCUCCGCCCACCGCCUCGACGCCCCCCCGCAACCCACCUCCGUCUCCCUCGACCCGCACGGGUGGCUGAAGCUGACGAUGGCCAUGUCCCCGCUGCACCGGCCGCGCUACAUGAUGGGCUUCUGGACCUCUGUGCUCACCUCUAUGGGCAACACCGAUGAGAUGCCGAUCCGCCUGUCCCCGCGUGUGCGGGAGGGGGUGGUGUUGCGGCGCAGCCAGGUGUGGGCGGAGGCGGGGCGCAGUGUGAGCAACGACCUGCUGGCGCAGCCGUUCCGCCUGCUGUCGGGGCUGGACGUGCUGGGCAACGCGAGCAGCGUGGUGGGGCAGGUGAGCAAGGCGGUGGCGGGCAUGGGCAUGGACCGCGCCUUCAUCCGCGCGCGCCACAAUCACGACGCCAAGGCCGCUGUCGGCUCGCUGGGCGACGCGCUGUGGGAGGGCGAGGAGGCGCUGGCCAAGGGGCUGUUCUGCGGGGUGACGGGCAUCCUCACCAAGCCCAUCGAGGGCGCGCGGGACGGCGGCGUGGAGGGCUUUGUGGCGGGCAUGGGGCGCGGGCUGAUCGGGGCGGCGGCGCAGCCCGUGAGCGGCGUGCUAGACCUGGUGAGCAAGACCACGGACGGCGUCAACGCGGAGCGCACACGCCUCUCCGCCGCCAUGACCGCCAAGCUCGCUCUGCGGCGGCGGCGCCUGCCGCGUGCCAUCCGUGGCGACCACGUGGUGCGGCCGUACGACGAGUACGCGGCGCGCGGGCAGACCAUCCUGCAGCUGGCGGAGUGGGGCGCGCUGAUGGGCGCGAGCGUGUUUGACAUCCGAGAGAAGGGCAUGUUCACCCUCAGUGAUGUCUAUGAAGACCACUUCCACCUGCCGGCGCCCCGCAUCCUCAUGAGCACCCACCAGCGCACCAUGCUGCUCGAGGUGCUUGGUGGGAGGGGGGGUGUGGGGGGAAAUGGAGAGGGGCGGGAGGGAGGACGGAGGGAGCUGGUGUUCGUUAGCAACCGGGCGGUGGAGGGUUGGCGGGGGGGGCGCAAGCCGGACCUGACGAGGGAGGCGUGCAGCAUCGUGUGGGUGGUGGCGUGGGGCGACCUGUUGUCGCUGGAGGUCAUGCGCGGCCGUGAUGAGCCACCCUCCGCGCCGCCGUCACGGGUGGUGCUGCACCUUCGGGAAUGGUCGGCAGACGUGCGGCUGCUGGACGCCAAGGAGAUCGCCCGUGUGGUGCUGUGCCAGGCGGGCACAGAGCAGGCACAGCAAGUGCGAGAUGCCAUCCAGCACGCCCUUGACCAGUUCGGCCCCGAUCGGGCCACUGUCGCUGCUCAGACGCGCAAGCGGCGGCAGGAGAGUCGGCCGUACACGGGGGCGGGGGCAGGGGCGGCAUCAGGGGCAGCGCUGGGGCUGCUGGCGGGGCCAGCAGCGCCGGUGGUGGUGCCGGUGAUGGCGACGUUUGGAGCGCUGGUGGGCGGGGCGGGGCAGGUGACGCUGGAGGCCGUCAGCCACGGUGACCUUGCCCCCCCCUCCUCCCGCCACCGCCCCUCCCUCGCUGCACCUGCCUCCGGCCCCGCUCGCCCGCGUGCCAUGACGGGCAGAGGCAGCUCCGGGGACGUGGCAGGGGCGGACGAGAAUGGGCCGCCUACCAUUGUGGUGAAGGCAUUCAAGCUGAUGUGGUGGGACAAGGGAGCGGUGUGGAGCCAGAAGUUCCCUGUGUCCAUCUGGCGCCCCAUCCUGCGCCCGGGGUAUGUGUCGGUGGGGGACGUGGCAACACCAGGGUACGACCAGCCGGCGCGCAGCACCACUUUUGAGUCGAAUCAAAAGUCAACUUGCCCCCCCUUUGCCGUGCCACGGCAGGUGUGGCGGGACACGGACAGCAGGGCGUGCACGCCCGUGACCAUCUGGGCGCCGAGGGCGCCGGAGGGGUAUGUGGCGGUGGGGUGCGUGGCGGUGCCCGACUGCUACGAGCCUGACCGCAGCGCCGUGGCGUGCGUGGCGGCGGGCGCAGUGGGUACGGCGGAGCUGGGGCGGCUGCCCAUCUGGCGCGACCGCAAGGGCGCUGCGCUGUGGAAGUUCAGCCUGUGGCAGGUGCACAACGCCGCGCGCACCUUCCUCGCACGGCGCGACCAUGAGAGCCCACCACUAGGCAUGGCCUUUGAUGUGAAGGUGGAGGACACACACACAGAUGCACGCAAUGCCACCUCUGUGCACACUGGGUAG
Closterium sp. Naga37s-1 is the source of this 3015-nucleotide messenger RNA. NCBI's taxonomy places the organism in Eukaryota, Viridiplantae, Streptophyta, Zygnematophyceae, Desmidiales, Closteriaceae. The record is from the annotation of a GenBank genome assembly.